GGAACCGUUCUGCACUUCAUGACUUUUUCUGCUCUUAUGACCCACUUGAAAGUGCUGACCCACAGUUGACAACCAGAACAGGACCUACGCCAAAAGUGUCCGCACUUGUCCAACAUACACUUCCAGACAUCUACUGUAUCCCGACGGCAAAACAAAGAGCAAAACGAUCCAAAUCAGAACCUUCUUUCGUAUGGAACCUUCUAGGAGCUGCGCCAUUUCUGCAAGACCCACAGGAAAUGAAUAUAUAAACUCGUCGUUCUGCUCGACAAACUCAACCUCCUUCUUAUUCCUUUCUCCUCAUCACCAUCACCACCUUCACCACCGUCACUACCUUCACUGCCUUCACUACCUUCACCCACCUUCACCCACCUUCACCCGCCUUCACCCACCUUCACCCACCUUCACUACCUUCACCCACCUUCACCCACCUUCACCCGCCUUCACCCACCUUCACCCACCUUCACUACCUUCACCCACCUUCACCCACCUUCACCCGCCUUCACCCACCUUCACCCGCCUUCACCCACCUUCACCCACCCUCAUCACCCUCAUCACCUCCGCGUGUUCCAUCUCGCUGUGCUUUGUGCCUGCAGAUGUUGUGUCUCGACGCUUUCAGAGCUGAUAGUCAACCCCCGCCUCGGGUCUCCUUACUACACCACCUACCAUUUGCAGGCUCCCCGUGGACUUGAAGACGACCCGACUGGCAAGUGUCUCUGUACUAGCGGGUAAAGGUGAUCCUGCGAGCGAAGCCGUCCGAGGCCAUCCACAGUCCGGACAUGCCAUCUGGGAGGCUCGUGAAGCCUGCAGAUGGACCCCACCUGACAAGUGCCUCUGUGCCAGCA
Messenger RNA from Truncatella angustata, 842 nucleotides. RefSeq lists its product as uncharacterized. The coding region runs from base 191 to 622 and encodes 143 amino acids. NCBI's taxonomy places the organism in Eukaryota, Fungi, Ascomycota, Sordariomycetes, Amphisphaeriales, Sporocadaceae. The transcript has a single exon. The record is from RefSeq and is a predicted model, not a curated record.